Messenger RNA from Erinaceus europaeus (western European hedgehog), 4889 nucleotides. It is a transcript of the gene IGF2BP3, whose product is annotated as insulin like growth factor 2 mRNA binding protein 3. Gene Ontology annotation, biological process: nervous system development; regulation of gene expression. Gene Ontology annotation, cellular component: cytosol; cytoplasm; nucleus. Gene Ontology annotation, molecular function: mRNA 3'-UTR binding. The record is from RefSeq and is a predicted model, not a curated record. The coding region runs from base 659 to 2398 and encodes 579 amino acids. The transcript has 15 exons. NCBI's taxonomy places the organism in Eukaryota, Metazoa, Chordata, Mammalia, Eulipotyphla, Erinaceidae.
CCACUCUAAUUGUGGCGCUGGGCUGGGAUUCCUCACGUGAGACGUUGAUUUGUAGUUUGAACACGUGGCUCAUUCAAAAAGCCGGACACUCGGAGCUGAUUUUUUUUUUUCCGCCUCCUGCGCCUUCCUCCUUCCCCCCCUCCUCCCCUCCCUCCUGCCAGUCACCCUUCGGGUUUUUUUUUUUUUUUUUUUAUGGGGAGGCGGCGCCUGCCCGCACGUAGUGUGAUAUUUUCACAGUCCGCUGGCCGAGCCCAAGGGGUUGGGGAGGAAAGAGACAAAAAGUAGUUUUCCCCCCCACCUCCUCCUCCGCCUCCUUUUUCUCGCUAAUCCCGCCUCCUCGGAGUUAGGACUCGUUGAUGCGUUUGGGUUGUAGUAAGCCUUUUUCUUUUCUUUCCUUUUCUUUUUAAAUACCAAGAAAACGAGAAAAAAAAAAAAAACCAAAACCAAGAGCCCUCGGAACUGGUUUUUUCGCUCCUCUUUCUUGCUUCUUGGUUCUUACUGUGUGUGUGUGUGUGUGUGUGUGUGUGUGUGUGUUUUAACGGCGACAAGACGAGGGAAACAAAACCCGCCGGAUCCAUCCAUCCUUGUGGGUGGUUUUAAUUUUUUUUUUCAUUUUUUCCCCUCUUCCUUUUUUUUUUUUUUUUUUAACCACUCAACAAUGAACAAACUGUAUAUUGGAAACCUCAGUGAGAACGCCGUCUCUUCGGACCUAGAAAGUAUCUUCAAGGACGCCAAGAUCCCGGUGUCGGGACCUUUCCUGGUGAAGACCGGCUACGCCUUCGUGGACUGUCCGGAGGAGAGCUGGGCCCUCAAGGCCAUCGAGGCGUUUUCAGGUAAAGUGGAACUGCACGGGAAACUUAUAGAAGUUGAGCACUCGGUCCCCAAAAGGCAAAGGAUUCGGAAACUUCAGAUACGAAAUAUCCCGCCUCACUUACAGUGGGAGGUGCUGGAUAGUUUACUAGUCCAGUAUGGAGUGGUGGAAAGCUGUGAGCAAGUGAACACUGACUCGGAAACUGCAGUGGUAAAUGUCACCUAUUCCAGUAAGGACCAAGCUAGACAAGCUUUAGACAAACUGAAUGGAUUCCAGCUGGAAAACUUCAUUUUGAAAGUGGCCUACAUCCCUGAUGAAAUGACUACCCAGCCAAACUCCUCACAACAGUCCCGAGGUCGCCGUGGGUUUGCGCAGAGAGGCUCAUCGAGGCAGGGGUCUCCAGGAUCCAUGUCUAAGCAGAAACCCUGUGACUUGCCUCUUCGUUUACUGGUACCCACCCAGUUUGUUGGAGCCAUUAUAGGAAAAGAAGGUGCCACCAUUCGCAAUAUCACCAAGCAGACCCAGUCUAAAAUCGAUGUCCAUCGGAAAGAAAAUGCAGGUGCUGCUGAAAAGUCAAUUACUAUCCUCUCUACCCCUGAAGGUACCUCCGCAGCUUGUAAAUCUAUUCUGGAGAUUAUGCAUAAAGAAGCUCAAGAUAUAAAAUUCACAGAAGAAAUUCCCUUGAAGAUUUUAGCUCAUAAUAACUUUGUAGGCCGUCUUAUUGGUAAGGAAGGAAGGAAUCUUAAAAAAAUUGAACAAGACACAGACACUAAAAUCACAAUAUCUCCAUUGCAGGAAUUGACACUGUAUAAUCCGGAGCGCACCAUAACAGUUAAAGGCAAUGUGGAAACAUGUGCCAAAGCUGAGGAAGAGAUAAUGAAGAAAAUCAGGGAGUCUUAUGAAAAUGAUAUUGCUUCAAUGAACCUUCAAGCACAUUUAAUUCCUGGAUUAAAUCUGAAUGCCUUGGGUCUGUUCCCACCCACUUCAGGGAUGCCACCUCCCACGUCAGGGCCCCCUUCAGCCAUGACUCCUCCCUAUCCACAGUUUGAGCAAUCAGAAACAGAGACUGUCCAUUUGUUUAUACCAGCUCUGUCUGUUGGCGCCAUUAUCGGCAAGCAGGGACAGCACAUCAAGCAACUUUCUCGAUUUGCAGGAGCAUCUAUUAAGAUUGCUCCAGCUGAAGCACCAGAUGCUAAAGUGAGGAUGGUGAUUAUCACAGGGCCUCCAGAGGCUCAGUUCAAGGCUCAGGGAAGAAUUUAUGGAAAAAUUAAAGAAGAAAAUUUUGUUAGUCCUAAAGAAGAGGUGAAACUUGAAGCUCAUAUCAGAGUGCCAUCCUUUGCUGCUGGCAGAGUGAUUGGGAAAGGAGGCAAAACGGUGAAUGAGCUCCAGAAUUUAUCAAGUGCAGAAGUUGUUGUCCCUCGUGACCAGACACCUGAUGAGAAUGACCAAGUGGUUGUCAAAAUUACUGGUCACUUCUAUGCUUGCCAGGUUGCCCAGAGAAAAAUUCAGGAAAUACUGACUCAGGUAAAGCAGCAUCAACAGCAGAAAGCUCUGCAAAGUGGACCACCUCAGUCAAGACGGAAGUAAAGGCUCAGGAAACAGCCCACCACAGAGGCAGAUGCCAAACCAAAGACAGAUUGCUUAACCAACAGAUGGGUGCUGAACCUCUAUCCAGAUUCACAUGCACAAGUUUUUACCUAGCCAGUUGUUUCUGAGGACCAGGCAACUUUUGAACUCCUGUCUCUGUGAGAAUGUAUACUUUAUGCUCUCUGAAAUGUAUGACACCCAGCUUUAAAAAAAGGGGGGAUAAAGCUCUGCACUUCCCUUUUGCUGUAUUCUCAUAUAAUAUUCUAAUUUUCCAUAACGUUCACUCACAAUGCCAGAAAUUGGCUUAAUGAUGCAUUCACUAAAUUCAUCAAAUAAAAAGAUUGUUCCCAAGUCCAAUUAGUAAAAUUAGAUCAGAAUAGAAUUAUUACAGAAUUUAAAUUUAAGCUAUUAUAGAAAAACCUCUUUCAAUUUUACUUUUAUCUAACACUAACAUGAAUAAGGGAAGUGCUAAAUGGUGUUGGCAGGGGUAUUAAAUGUGCAUCUUACUCAACUACCUCAGGUAUUCAUUAAUGCAAUGAAAGCAAAAAUGGUUUUUUUUAUAUAUAUACUUUAUACAGAUAAAAGUCCAAAUGUUUUUUUUUCAAACUUAAAAAUCAGCUAACAAAAGAAUUUUAUUUCUGACUGAUGACAGUAAAGCUAGAAAAUUGGUUUCAGUGGGUUUUUGAGACUUUUGAUAAUUACUAGUUGGAAACCCCAAUAAUUAUUCACUGAUAUGGAGCAGUGCCUCUGUUUGGAGAGCAGCAAUACCAUUAAUUGUUUUUCUUUUAUGGUAAGGAAAGUGUUUGAUGGUACUAACAGCAAAGUGGUUGCAGGAGGUUUUGGAAUGUCUAGUUCAAAAGACUUUAGGAAGGCUUCAGGUUUGUUUGUUUUUUGGGUUACAUGAUUGAAUGCAGAAAUGCUUUGUGCUUUUGACUAUCACUGCCUAAUGAUAUGUAUCUAUGAGGGAUACAGCCCCUGUGGACUUUAAGGUGACUAGCAAAAUGACACACUUCAGCUUGUUUUAUAGGCUUUGUUGUCACCACAUUCAGACCAGCUGGUCUAUGCUUUGAGCAGACCCCAAAAUAGCUGCUAUCUGAAGACCAAUGGGGCAGUCAGAUGGUGGUGUGAGCAUUUGAAGGCAACCUUUCAGUGUGCCACACACUGUCAUGAGCCUCACACUAAGCUGUUUUGAAGACUUUUUUUUUUUUUUUUAUUGAGGAUAAAGAAAGAAAAGUGAAAGACCACUUUACAUAAAAUAGAACAGUAUUUUUUGUGUUCUCUGUGACUAGUUAUUGGAAGACAAGUCAAAAGGUACAGAACACAAGGAAACAAAUUUUUGGAAUAUAAUUUGAAUGACGGUGAUAAAACAUUUAACCUUUGAUGAAUUCAUUGGCCCAUUCCUUAACUUGAUGGGAAAGCCUGGGUAUGUACAAUUAUGUGGGUGUGGCUGGUCUCUAAAGACACACUCUUCUCUGAAUUGUUUCUGUGUUGCUUUUGUUUGUAAAAUGAUCAUGGUCAUCAUUGCAAUGAUCUGAAGGGCAUCUAUGUAAUAACCCUUAUAUAGUCAUUUUGCCUCAUUUGUAUUUCAAGAUGAAUUUCUAUACAGUCUAGGUAAGUUUUUUCUGAAGAUCAGCAUGUCAGUUAGACAUUUUGAAAAUGAUUUGAAGUGUUUUCCUAAAUAUUUUCAAAAAAAAAAAAAGUUUAUCUUGCAAUUUUAGCCGGAAGUGCCCUUUUGCCACUUUUCAUGUCCCAUAACUUUUUCAUACAAUUAAUUGCUGGGGGAAAAAAAUCAUGGACUGGCUUUCUUGUUGGAUUUCAGGUUAGGUGUGCUUAAGGCCAGGGCUUUUCAUCAAUAUUUGAUUUUUUUGUUUGUUUUUUCAACACAUUAUACAGACAGGUGCUGCAUUUAUAUCUGCUGGUUUAAAUUCUGUCAUGUUUCACUUGUAGCCUUUUAGUGUGGCAAAUCAUGUUUUACUUUAAGUAUUGGUAAUUUGGGGUAUCUGGUAAUAGCUAAGAAGUAAUUCUGUAACUGAGUUUUGUACUCACCAUAUAUGGAUCAUUCCUCAUCUGUAAUGUGCCCCAAAUGUAGCUUCAUUUCCAGAUACCUUGGUGCAGAUUAAAGUUUUUCAUCAUUAGGUGCAGAUUGGUGUGUAAUAGGUUUUAUUUUUUGUUUUUCAAAUAAUGAAUAUUCUAAAAGUUUGGUUAAACUGUCGGUUUCAAGUUAAUUGCACUAAUAAUGUUUUCCAUUCCAUGGUAUUUAAUGUGAACCUUGAUAGUACUGUUAUAUGUGAAUUAGAACUAAUCAAAUUUUUCCUUAGAAAAAGAUUUUCAAUACUACAUUAACACCACUUCAUGUUCUGCAGUGGCAUGGCAGUUAUGUCUGACCUACUGGGUACAUAAUAGCUUGUAUUUCUCUUCAUGUUUGUUUCCAUAGAAGUCUGGAUGGUCCUAGAAUAUCCUAACAUUUAUUACUACCAUCUCGGUAUGACCA